AUGACCGCGUCCAGUGGCGCAGCGGCAGCAGUUGCGGCGUCGGACAUCACGCUGGUGGACUACUUCGUGGUUGUCGGAUACGACAGCGCUGCACUGCUCCAGCUAUGUAUGCCCAAGGGGUUAAGGUUUUAUACACAAAAUGAUGUUCCACUGCCGGCGGUGCAUACAUUUGCCAAUAUUCGUGAAGAUGGCUCACGUGUCAACGGCUGUGCCCUCAUCUACUACGAGUAUAUUAGAUUCUGUACAUUCGUAUCUUAUAUAACAUACUGGAAAAUCAACUUCAUUGUUGUAAUUUAUGGAAGCAGGCGUAGGCCAAAAAACAAUUUUUCAUGA
Gongylonema pulchrum is the source of this 333-nucleotide messenger RNA. The record is from the annotation of a GenBank genome assembly. NCBI's taxonomy places the organism in Eukaryota, Metazoa, Nematoda, Chromadorea, Rhabditida, Gongylonematidae.